GAGAGAGGAGCGCGGACAGUCAGAUGCAUCACUUUCAGCAGCAGUGAGUGUUCUCUAGAAGGAAAGCGUGCAAUUCAUCCAUGCCAUACGGAGGUUGCAUGUAGAAAUAAUCUGUUCACAGGAGGCUGAAACAUGAAGAAAAACAGCACGAGCGAUGCUUCUCUUACUGGAAACAUUUCCCGCAGUCAUCAUGGGCAGCUGGAUAUAUUGUGGGAAGGUUCCAGGAGGUGAAAUGAUGGAAGGCAACAGCGACGUGUACUGAGGAAUGUUGGUAAUUCAAAAUCCAAAGCUGCAGUUGUACCGUCUCGAGUGCUCGGGGAUGCAUGGAGAUUUUGAUUAGCUUGAGUAAAACUUAAAGAUGAAUUGCUCUGAAUUUAAUUUCCAUGGUCCGAUGUCGUCGAUGCCGAACGGCUCGUUCGUCAGCGCGGAGAGCAGUGAUUUGUUCCCUCACCAGAACAGUGAACUGGAGAGAACGUUAUUACUGACAAUUCAGGAGCCAACCACUAUCUCCCUGACCGUAAUGUACUCAUUGUCAUUUUUGGUGGGCUUCAUGGGGAACCUCACGGCGAUUCGGAUGCUCACCAGACAGAGAAACAGGAGGGUACAGAGCGUCAGUGCUACCAAGAGUUUACUGAUCAACCUGGCUGUCUGUGACCUGAUGGUAGUCUGCAUCUGCAUGCCCAUCACCCUGGGCCAUACCAUCUACACGGCCUGGGUGUAUGGCGAUCUGCUCUGCAGGGCAGUGCCCUUUAUCCAGGCAGUGUCUGUAUCAGCCAGCGUACUCAGCCUAACCGUCAUCAGUGUGAACAGGUACUACAGUGUACACAGCCCACUGAAUGCCCGCUCCUACUUCACCCAGAGAAAGAUCUACGUUACCAUCGGCGUCGUGUGGAUUCUCAGCUCCAUUAUCUGUUCCCCGCUUCUUUUCAUGAUCAAGUUGGAUGAAAUCUGUUUAAUUAACAUUGCAGUUCCUGUCUGCAGAGAGCUGUGGCCACAGAUGAGGCUCAAGCAGGUUUAUAAUGUUCUCCUCUUCAUCAUGCUGUACUGCAUACCUGUGACUUUUAACCUGACCAUCAGUUUCCUUACGGGACGGAAGCUCUGGAGGGCGUCACAGCAUUUCAGUGACUUUGACCCUCACUCGCAAGUGAUGUAUGCUUCGUGUUUGAAAACACGUAAGAAGAUUGCAAAAGUGGUGGUCACCCUGGUCCUGCUGUUCGCAAUCUCCUGGCUGCCCCUGUAUGUGACUGAUAUUUUAAUUGACCAUGAGACACAUCCUCCACACUGGAUCCUACAAACACGGCCAUUCGCCCAGUGGUUGGGUCUCACCAACUCUAGCCUCAACCCCAUCUGCUACUGUUUCCUGGGUGAUCUGCAUCGCUCUGCCAAGAUAAUCAAAUCCAAGUACCAUCAGCGGAUGCUGUCUCUCCUCAGCACUUCAAGCUCCACCAAGGUACCAAGACUGCUCCUUUUUAAGCGGCAGACAUCCAGCCAGAGGCAGGAGACUGGGGCUCAAGUGUCUGAGGAAACACUGUCAGAUUGGUGUUCUCACACAAGUGUAGGGGACUUUAACCAGAUGUUGUCUCUGCAAAGCCUUUCUGAAAGGAUAGCGUCUCGAAGCAUACCUGACCUCAACAACCUGUCUAUAGAGAACUUCUCACAACCUGUGGUAUAACACGGCCAAAGGUUCCUCUUCGACUCUGAAUUAAGCCCCUGGAGCUGGAUUUGUAAGGAGAUUUUGAUGUGAGCAUGAUUAACUAAAAGCGUUACCCAUAAUUACUUUGCGCCCCUCUCACACUUUAAUGUUAAAAAAUGGAAAACUGUCAUUGUGCAAUGGACAUGAAUUAUGAUUUGACGACAUGUAAUUUAAACUCAUCAUCUUCUCAUGCCACUACAGACACAACUGUGCAUAAAUGACUAAUCCAUUUUAGUCAAAAGAGAGCAAGCUACGACUACAAUAUUUAAUCCAUGGUGAAAACAUCUUAAAAGCUACAAGGGUUCCAGUCAGUGUAAGCUAACCCAUUAGUUGUAAACAGAAUAUUAGCAGACGAAUCGCAAUAUAUAUAAGUUACUGUACAAUGUUUACAAUAGUCUUGUUUGUGUAAAUUAAUUGUUCUUGACUGUGAUUACAUAUUUUACAUAUUAAAUGACAAAUGUCACAUAAUUCAAGCCGAUCCGGUGUAGCAUACUUCUUCCAGUUCAACCUUUCAGCUCUAACAAAGACAUGGAGCUGAAAGAUUUGCAAUUCAAUUUGUAUCUAAUUG
Molecule: messenger RNA, 2261 nt
Organism: Tachysurus fulvidraco (yellow catfish)
Lineage: Eukaryota; Metazoa; Chordata; Actinopteri; Siluriformes; Bagridae
Product: neuropeptide FF receptor 2
Exons: 2
Coding region: 359-1672 (437 amino acids)
Biological process (GO): neuropeptide signaling pathway
Cellular component (GO): membrane
Molecular function (GO): peptide binding; G protein-coupled receptor activity
Source: RefSeq, a predicted model, not a curated record